CAAAACACUGCGCCGGGAAGAGAUGGAGACCGAGAUGGAGACAGAACAAAUAUACCAGGUCGAUGUCGGAAAUCUCUUGGCUUUCAAUCCUAAUCACCGCUUCCCUUCUGCUCCUUCUUCAAGGGAGGAGCUUGUGAAUGAGUGCAUUAGGGAGGGAACAAAACUUGUUCAGGCAAUAGCUAAUACUCUUUUCAACUUUCCUUCUACUGAAACUAAUGAUGGCCCUAUUGUCCAAUUGCCUCCGCCUACAACCAAACUUCCUAGAGAGAAACAUAUUCCAAGGCCUAAGCCUCCUACAAAGUGGGAAGAAUUUGCGCUUAAGAAAGGUAUACAGAAGCGCAAGAAGGAUAAACUUGCAUGGGAUGAACAAACUGAUCAGUUUAAGCGCCGCCAUGGUUACGACCGUGUUAACGAUGAUAAUGAUGUUCCCAUCAUUGAGGCAAAGGCAACAGAUGAACCAGGAGUAGAUCCUUUUGCCAAGAGACUGGAUGACAAAAAGAAGAGAGUUGGAAAGCAAGAAAAGAAUCGACUUCAGAAUUUGAAGGCAGCUGAAAAAGCUGGUGCUUUACCAAGCCAUGUCCAACUUGCUGCUACAUCAUUGCCCAUAUCAGGAACGAAAGCUCAACCAAAGAAAAUUGGAAAGGAUGAACUUGGAGACGUAGCAGGUUUAGCCGCUACUUCAACCGCUAGUGGUGGAAAAUUCGACAAAAAGCUGCCUGGAGAAAAACCUCCUAAGAAGCAGGGCAAACAUCACAAGUAUUUACCGGUUGUAGCAGGACGCGGGGAUGUUAACGCAGAAAAAGAACAGACAAAUAAUGUACUCAGCAAGAUAUUCUCUAAGCAUUCGCAUGAGAUCCUCAACGUUGGCAAGGCGAUAAACAUGUACAACGUCAAGAAGGAGAAGAAGAAGUCAGGAAGGUCAGACAAGUCAGGAAGGUCGGACAAGUUGAAACCUAAGAAGGACAUCACCAAGAAGUCUGCCAACAAAGCCAAGUGAAGAGACUCUACCAUGUCUAAUUUACUCUUCUAUCUGUCUCCAUCUUCUUCUAUCACUAAACAAAUUUUAGGCUC
Molecule: messenger RNA, 1071 nt
Organism: Arabidopsis arenosa
Lineage: Eukaryota; Viridiplantae; Streptophyta; Magnoliopsida; Brassicales; Brassicaceae
Source: the annotation of a GenBank genome assembly